Auanema sp. JU1783 is the source of this 285-nucleotide messenger RNA. Lineage: Eukaryota; Metazoa; Nematoda; Chromadorea; Rhabditida; Rhabditidae. The record is from the annotation of a GenBank genome assembly.
AUGCCUCGAAGAAUCCCAGAUUACCCAGAUGCAUAUUCAGGUUGGAACUUAGUAUCUAGUUACGAAUCAAUUAUUUCUAUUGUUGCUUCAUUAGUAUUCCUAUAUACUUUAUAUGAUUUAUUAGCUCGACAAGAAUACAACUUAGCCAAUAACUAUUGGUAUGUUCCUCAAUUCUUUAGUAGUUCACGAGCAAUCGGAGCUACUUCUACAGCUACAACUUUAGAGUGGUCAUUAACUAGCCCUCCUUCGUUCCAUACUGUAAAUUCAUUACCUCUUCAAUCUUAA